AUGUCCGUAUCAGCCUCGAUUCCCGACACUUCGCUUGGCCUCACCUCCUCCGAGAUCCAAAUUCUGAGGCAACAACAACAAAUAGCGCUGCAGGGCGGCCACGGUGCCAAUGGUGUUUCCAGGGGCCGAGGGACCGGACGCACCAGCAACUCCAGUUCGCGCGCCGCCAGUGCCGCCAGCAGCCACGGUCGUUUAAUUCUGGAUCCCAUGAGCCUACGGGCGCUAUCGCAGCAGUUGGAUGGUUUGCAACAACAGAUUCGCAAUCGCCUUGAUGAUCUGGAAGAGCAAAUGCAGAUAUCUAUCCAAAGCACUUACGAUCGCGCCGGCAACGUCAUUCGCAACGCUGAUGCUGAGAUUGCCCGUACCCGUUCCAUUCUAGCCUCAAUUGACGACUUGGAGAAUGAGCUUGCGAAGAUCGGGCAUAUUAGAGAAAUCGUGAAAGCGUAUCGUGGACGUAUAGAAGGUCUCGAUCAACGCCUGGAUCAAGCCGCCCGCCGGAGACACUGA
Aspergillus tubingensis is the source of this 507-nucleotide messenger RNA. RefSeq lists its product as uncharacterized. The coding region runs from base 1 to 507 and encodes 168 amino acids. The record is from RefSeq and is a predicted model, not a curated record. Gene Ontology annotation, biological process: endosome organization. Lineage: Eukaryota; Fungi; Ascomycota; Eurotiomycetes; Eurotiales; Aspergillaceae. The transcript has 2 exons. Gene Ontology annotation, cellular component: BLOC-1 complex.